This is a messenger RNA of Sinocyclocheilus anshuiensis, 1850 nucleotides long. Its product is annotated as caspase-1-like. The record is from RefSeq and is a predicted model, not a curated record. Gene Ontology annotation, cellular component: NLRP3 inflammasome complex; IPAF inflammasome complex; AIM2 inflammasome complex. Gene Ontology annotation, molecular function: cysteine-type endopeptidase activity. Gene Ontology annotation, biological process: proteolysis; regulation of inflammatory response. Lineage: Eukaryota; Metazoa; Chordata; Actinopteri; Cypriniformes; Cyprinidae.
AAAGCUUGCUUCUGCGUAUGCUGGCUGACUGAGGACAUCAUUAGGGGACUUCAGGGGAUCUCGUCUUAUCUGUAGUUUAGUACAGGAAAAAGAUAUAACUUAAUUUUAAACGUAAAAAUGACGGAAGAGGAUAACUGGGAUUUGGAAGAAGACGCCGCGAUAGCGAAUCUCUUCCAUCACUUGAAUAUCCACAAACAACAUAUUGGGAAAUCAGAUCGUAAUUCUGAAGUACGACCAUCAAAUGAAAGAGUGGACUUUGUUGCAUUGCCCUGUGGUCAUCGAAUGCCGACAGACUAUGUUGUUGCUUGGUUCAAGUGUUAUCUUAAACAGAAAAAGACUGAAUGUUCCUGCCCUCGUUUUAAUGAGGUUCAGGGGAAAUCCUGCGGUCUGAAGCUCUCUUAUCAGGGCCUCUGUCAGCUGAUACCACUGACAGACGAACAACGGGAAUUCUUAGAGGAGAACCUCGCUGCUCUUGUUGCUAGAAGGCUGUUUGACUUUAAAGCUUGUCCAGGAUGUCAGUCUCAUGUGGAAAGACGAGAUCGAGGCAACCUGUGUGUACACUGCACUAUCUGCACGGACAACCUGAAACGGACUUACUACUUCUGCUGGAACUGCUGCAGGGAAUGGAAAGGGCCGGCCAAUAAUUCUGUGCGGUGUGACAAUAAUGGCUGUGGACAGAGAGUGAGAACUUCAGAUCCUCUUAUACCAUGCAAACCUGAGUUUAAAAUGAAAAUGCUUAGAGACAAGGGAGAUAAUAUAUACCCGGUAAAAGACAAAUCCCAUGACAGAAAACGUUUGGCACUGCUUAUCAACAAUGUAGAAUUUAAAAGCUUAGAUGACAGGACUGGAGCAGACAAGGAUGAACUGAGUAUGGAAGUGCUGCUUAAAGGCCUGGGUUACACUGUGAUCACACUCAGGGACCUCAGUGCACAGGGUAUGCUUGCUGCCAUACGAGACUUCGCCCAGCGAGAGGAACACACUGAAUCGGACAGCUGCUUUAUGGUGUUGAUGUCCCAUGGAGAUGCCAGUGGAAUCUGUGGGGUUUUUGACUCUUAUGACAACGAAGAUGAAGAGGACAUUUUUCCAACAGAUGACAUUUUUAAUUGCUGGAACACUCCGAACUGUGCUGGAUUGCGGGACAAGCCAAAAAUCAUACUUAUCCAGGCGUGUAGGGGUGAUAAAGAAGGCAGUGUGGAUGUCCAGGACGCUGUGUCAAGACGCAACAGAGGAAAAGAGCACCGUGAAAAAGACUUCUGCUGCCUGAGAUCCUGUACUCCAGAUACUGUAUCCUACAGAAACAAAGGGAAUGGCUCACAUUUCAUCCAAGACAUUGUGGAAAUAUUUAAUCAGCAUGCCCACCAGGACGACAUCGAGGAACUCUUCAGAAAGGUCCUUGAGAAGUUUAAGAUGACACAUCCAGAUCAAAUGCCAUGCAAAGAAAGAACAACAUUAUCUAAGAGAUUCUACCUCUUCCCUGGGCUGUAAGACACAACUUCUGACAUCCUUAUUUUAGAAACAUGAUUUAUGCAUCUUUUUAUUGUCGUCUCAGGAGUUCAUAUUUGAAGAAAACAAGAAUGUAUUGACAUUUUAAUGAGUUUGUGUGUUCGUAUAAUCCUUGAUUAUGAAAGUAAACAGAUUUAGCUUGUUGUCAUCUUGAAACUUGACUUGAGCACCCCCCACUAAUCCAGAAUACUUUACAAAUAAUGUUAAAAAUAAUUGAUUGAAGGACUGAUAAAAUUAUAUUAACUAGCUCUAUAAAUGUACACUUAAGAACAUUUCUCCAUGUUAAAACUGUACUAUUUUCCUACGAUUUAUUUGAAAACAGAGGACAACAGAUUUGAAAUAUUAUG